Molecule: messenger RNA, 641 nt
Organism: Prorocentrum cordatum
Lineage: Eukaryota; Dinophyceae; Prorocentrales; Prorocentraceae
Source: the annotation of a GenBank genome assembly
GAUCCACUUCGGUCCUCUUCGGUACGGGCGCCCGCACGGCAUACAGCCAGCUUCGGGAUGAGGCAGGCGACCUAGGGCUGGACACCAUGGCUGGGCGAUGCGGCAUCGUGCACCAUUACAAGCACGUUGGGACGACCCUUCAGACUUCUGGGCGGUCGAUGCUCGAUGCCCAGGCGAAGGCCACCAAGAUGCAAAAGACCUACGGUCGUAUCGCCCACACCGUCUUCACCUCCUGCCACCUCUCGCAUGCGACCCGCGCUUCUCUAGCGUGCUCGCUUCUGGACUCCCAGCUCCUCUUUGGCGCAGAGUUGUGGUUGCAGGAAGACCCGGUGGCCAGGCGCCGCACGCAAGCGGCCUACAUUCGGCCGCGGCGGCAGAUCUUGGGACACCCUCGAUUCGGCCACACCGACGUCAGCGAUGACGAGGUGCGCGAGCAGCUGGGACACUCCGCCCUGGACAUGGAGAUCACAUGCAGGCGACUACGACUGCUGCCGCUUUUGCUUGACGGCCCACCUCACAUCCGGGCCUUCCAUUGCGCGGAGCCUAAGCCGCUGCACGCCCACCUCCUCCUCAAGGACCUCACUCUGUUGUGGGAGCAUUCCGGGGAGCUGCGCCAUCUGCCGUCGCCAGCGGCGGCACCG